Brachypodium distachyon (stiff brome) is the source of this 3537-nucleotide messenger RNA. Its product is annotated as SUPPRESSOR OF ABI3-5. Gene Ontology annotation, cellular component: nucleus. Lineage: Eukaryota; Viridiplantae; Streptophyta; Magnoliopsida; Poales; Poaceae. Gene Ontology annotation, molecular function: RNA binding. The coding region runs from base 334 to 3312 and encodes 992 amino acids. Gene Ontology annotation, biological process: mRNA splicing, via spliceosome. The record is from RefSeq and is a predicted model, not a curated record. The transcript is spliced from 17 exons.
CUUCCUUCCGUAAAAAAAAAAGAAUCCCCUCUUCCUCUGCAAACUCGAGUAGACGGUCCCGCACGCUUUCGGUCCAUGUCCAAGCCCUAGCGGCCGCCCCCCUCCUCCACUCCACAUCGCCUCCACUCGAUUCCACCCGCUUCUCUCCCCUGCCUUGCGCGCAUCGCAACUCGCAGACCCUAGCUAGGGUUUCGUCUCACCGCGGCUUCUCUAGGUUGGCUCCCCGCGCUUCUGUCGCGCCGGAAUCAAUAGGAUACACCAAAAGGUACCUACACCCCAAAAUUUGAAAGAUACCAAGAAUUUGAAGGAAAACACCAGUGCUGAAUUCUGGAGAUGGACCGUGGGCGUUAUGCUCCACAGCAUGGAUGGGAGAACAACAGUGCAGCCGAUGGGUAUGGUGUCAUUAAUGAGCCUGACUUUAGGGCUGAUGGAUCCUACAUUGGUAGGAGAUAUGUGGACGAAGGUUUUCCUAAUGAUCGAAGGGGUGCAAUUUGUCAUGAUCUACAUGAUAGAAAUAUGUAUCCACCACCACCCUCUGCUGGCACCAUGUGGUCUCAGCCUCGAAGAAACUUUGAUGAGGAAUUUGCGACCGCCAAAGAUUACAGAAGGAACAAAAGGAUUGGAAGUAGAGAUCGUGGGGAGUUUGGUGCUGAGUUUGAAGACCGUUACCAGAGUUCUCACCAAAGCAGAGAGGACAGCUAUGAAAGAGAUCAUCAGUAUGGGCGUUACAGCUGUGAUUCAGACUAUGAAAGGGGCAGGAGAGAUAGUAGUUGGAGAAGGCAUGAUUCGUUUGAGCAUGACCGUGAAAGGAAAGGCUUAAGCCAUGAAAGAGACGCAAGCCCUUAUGGACGCCAUAGCCGUUCUCGAUCGCGUGGACGUGAUGACCGAUCAAGAUCUCGGUCAAGAUCAAGGUCUCCACGUGGCAAAAGUCGUAGUCGGAGCCAAAGAGAUGGCUUUUAUGAUGAUAAUCGCUUUGACAGAAGAAGGGACCAAGACUGGGAUGAAAGACGGCAUGAUGAUUUAGUGGCACCAUCUGCGACUGUUGUUGUUAAGGGUCUGUCCCAGAAGACCAGUGAAGAUGACCUAUAUCAGAUUCUUGCUGAGUGGGGUCCUCUUCGUAGUGUGCGCGUGAUCAAGGAACGUACUUCUGGCAUGUCUCGGGGAUUUGCUUUUAUUGACUUCCCUACUGUGGAAGCUGCCCGCAAAAUGAUGGAAGGUACUGGAGACAAUGGCCUCCUAAUUGAUGGUAGGCAGGUUUUUUUCAUGUACAGUAGUAAGCCAACUGGUGGGAUGGUUGGUGAUUCUCUUGGAGAAGAGCAGUUUACAAGACGCAGGACCAUCACUGCACCAUGUGAUUGGAUAUGUACUAUAUGUGGCUGUAUGAACUUUGCCCGCAGAACCUCCUGUUUUCAGUGCAAUGAGCCACGUACGGACGAUGCUCCACCAGCAGAUGCAACAUCCUCUACUCAACUGUUUGGGAAACGUGGAUCUGAACAGGGUCCAACUCAUGUAUUAGUUGUUCGUGGUCUCGAUGAAAAUGCUGAUGAGGAAAUGCUUCGAUAUGAAUUUGCUAAGCAUGCACCAAUAAAGGAUAUCCGGCUUGUUAGGGACAAAUUUACUCAUGUGUCUAGAGGUUUUGCAUUCGUUCAUUUUCAUUCGGUGGAAGAUGCUACGAAAGCUCUUGAAGCAACGAAUGGGAUUAGACAUGAGAAAAAUGGUCAGGUGUUACGUGUAGCCUAUGCUAAAAGCACACAUGGACCUGUAUCGGGGGUUUCACAGUCAAACAGCCUUGCCGCAGCUGCCAUUGAGGCUGCAUCAUUUGCCCAGCAGUAUGAUGCAGUAGGUUGGGCCCCAAAAGAGUACAAUGCCGAGGACAAUCUGAAUGGCAAUUCAGAAUUUCAAAAAGAUGCUUCUGCUCCACAGUCAGGAUUUGUUUGGGAUGAAAAAUCGGGUUACUACUUUGAUUCUUCCUCUGGAUUCUAUUAUGAUGGAAAUACUGGCCUUUACUAUGACAGUAAUGUUGGAGUUUGGUAUUCCUAUGAUCAAAAAAGUCAACAGUAUGUUCCGUGCAAUGAAAGCAACAGCAAGUCAACUGGGGACAUGGCCAAUGGAAGUCUGAAAAUCUCAGAAAGUAAUAGUACUAAAAAAGUGGUCAUUUCUGCACCUGCAGCCACGGUUAAACAGAGUGAGAAAACUUCAUUGCAUGAGGCUGUUCAAGCUGCUGCCAAUGCAGCACUGGCUGCCGAAAAGAAAGAAAAGGAGAAAGCAAAGGAGAUUAAGUUGGCCUCAAAAACUAGUCUUUUAGCUAAUAAGAAGAAGAUGAACAAUGUCCUUGCAUUGUGGAAGCAGAGGAAUCAAGAAGGUCAACCUGCACAUGUUGCCCUUGAUAACAAGGAACAAUCCAGCUCCGUUGUUGAUAAAUUAAACAAUUCAACCAGUGGGUUUGGAUUCUCAUUGAAAGCCAAGCUAAAGUCUGAUUUUGGAAGUGCCAAGGAUAUGAACUUGACUGCUGGCCAUAAUUCUCUUGGUCGAGGAACUGCAGACACUCAAAUGCUGGAUUCUGACAUUAAGCCUAGACCUGUCAGUAAUAGUUUAGGAACAACAAUUAUGGGUGUCAUAAGAGGUUCGGGCAGAGGAGCAAUCAAGUCGGACACCACAUUUCAUGCAUCAUCUGAUGUUGGUGCCAGUGAUUCUUCCUCCACUAUAAUCGCAAGCACAAGUGGGUUAUUGACAAAUGCUGAGACACAUACUGCUUCUACACCCUUCAAAACAGAUUUAUCCUCUCUAGGUUCCUAUGCUUCAUCUGGAGUUUCUGGGAGCGCUAAACGUCGGUUUUCCGAGGCACCAGGACAAUCACAAUACAGAGAUCGUGCUGCAGAAAGGCGAAGUCUAUAUGGUUCAUCUUCAUCGCUUGGGAGUGAUAAUGGUGGAUUGGAUUCAACUGGUGACUACCCAUCUCGAAAGGGUUCAAGUGAGAUGGGAUCAAUGCCAUUUCCUCCAGGGGUGGGUGAACGUUCUAGUGGUGAAAUUGACGACAAUGAAAAUUAUGAGGUGAUCACUGCCGAUAGAGCAAUUGAUGAAAACAAUGUGGGCAAUCGUAUUCUACGCAAUAUGGGUUGGCAAGAAGGACUGGGUCUGGGAAAGGAUGGUAGUGGCAUCAAGGAGCCGGUGCAGGCGAAGUCUGGCGACGUGAGAGCUGGGCUUGGUAGUCAGCAGAAGAAAGCUGAUCCAUCACUGGAGGCUCGAGCUGGUGAUAGUUAUAAAACCAUCAUUCAGAAGAAGGCCAUUGCAAGAUUCAGGGAGAUGUCCUAACUGAUAUUCUUAAUUCGCUGUUCUGUACAUGUAGUUGGGCGACUCAUUUUAUUUGUCUUAGAACCUGUAAGAUUGCACAUUUUCAUUGUUAAAUUUCCGUCAGGUAUUUCCAAAUUUCUAUUCCAGUCUUUGAGACAGCACCCACCUUUCUUUUUUGCCGAACUUUUCUGGCUGCAAAGUAAACCCCGAGUACCCAGAUGAGAUGUGUCAUGUUGUUCAUAACUA